Molecule: messenger RNA, 3354 nt
Organism: Ornithodoros turicata
Lineage: Eukaryota; Metazoa; Arthropoda; Arachnida; Ixodida; Argasidae
Product: retinal homeobox protein Rx1-like
Exons: 7
Coding region: 118-1302 (394 amino acids)
Biological process (GO): regulation of transcription by RNA polymerase II
Molecular function (GO): DNA-binding transcription factor activity, RNA polymerase II-specific; RNA polymerase II transcription regulatory region sequence-specific DNA binding
Source: RefSeq, a predicted model, not a curated record
UCGAAAUAGCGGAAAAACCUUCACCUCCAAUUCCCAGAGGCAACAGUUAGAAGAUCGGAGCGCGGAUUUGAGAAAAGCUUCCAGUACUCAGCUUCCUUCAUUCCAGCUUUGGAUGUGAUGCACUCGACUGCAAAGCAGCAAGAGCAACAAGGGCAGCUUGAGAACGACGAGGGGGAACAGCAAGCAGUGGACGACGGCUCACGUGGUCAUUUCCACAGCAUUCAAGUCAUGCUGGGCCUCCAGCACCACCAACAGAAUGCUGGAGGAGGAUCUCCUACCCACCACCAACAGAUGGGUGGGACCAUGGAUUACACUCAGAUCACCUCCCAGCUGGACAAUCUGAACCCCAUGAGUCAUGGAACCGGACUGCUGACUGGCCUGCCUUCGAUGAGUUCUUGCUUGGGCGUCCGUGUCAGAGACUCAGGUCUGCUUGGAGGCCUGUCUCACCAGCAUGCGGUUCUCACACCAGUCGGUGGAGACGCAUCCAUGGGAAAUGUUCGGAAAGACAGCCAGCAACAAGAAUCUCCGAAGACGAAGUCGUCUGAGAAAUCGUCUUCUUCCGAUGGAGACAAAACAGUGAAGAAGAAGAAAACGAGGACAACCUUCACGGCAUUCCAACUGGAAGAACUGGAACGUGCUUUCCAGAGGGCUCCUUACCCGGACGUGUUUGCACGAGAAGACCUCGCGUUGAGGUUGAAUCUCAGCGAAUCCAGAGUGCAGGUAUGGUUUCAAAAUCGUCGAGCGAAGUGGAGAAAGCGCGAACCUCCAAGGAAGACGAAUUUCUUGCAGACGGCGCAAAACCUACCAAAGGCGUCGCCCUAUCAAUCCACCUCGCAGUCCCUGCCACCCUUGAGCAGCACCGUCGAUUCCUGGGCCUUCGGAAAUCCUUACGACUUCGGCUUCCAGUCCACGAUUCCUGGAGGUGCCUAUGCCACAGGCUUCGCCGGCAACCCAAACACCAUGCCUUCCAACUCAAUGACGAACACUGGCGGGUUCUACAACAGCAUGCUGUCUUCAGCACCUACAAGUCAGCCAGUGACCGACGCGCUGCUGCCUUCCGCCGUGAGGCCCUGCGCCACGUCUUCUCCAGACGUUGUGGGCAUGGAGCAGCGGUCACCGACUUCUGUAAGCCUCACGUACGCCAUGGCCGACGGUAAGAAGAACUCCGGCGUUGCAGGUUCCGUGAAUACAGGAGGGCUCAUGGAACCAGACAUGCAUCAGAUGGGUGCCUUACCGCAUUUGUUGAUGAAAGGGAAGGACACGUCUUUGUCACCUCUGCCGCCAUUGGACUUUUUUACGUAGAGACUAACGUUUCCUGCUGUAGAGAUGUAUUGAUUUUCAACUAAAGAUUCUUGAGAAGCCUCCGAAGAAAGAACCGUAGCCUUAGGGCCGUAUUCUAAGACACUCCUUAACUCUACCCUCGAGCUGCUCCUCGAAGACUGGUUUUGCGUUUCAAAAAUAUGCUCCAAGUCGAAACGACCCUCAGAGGAGGAAGCUUUCCUCGAAUUCUACGAGGCAGUACUGGUGCGUCCAUCAAGGCUCCUCAAGUGAAGGAGGACUUCUUACUGUAUUCGAGGCAGGGUAAAGAGUGGAGGAGGCCGUUUAAGAAUACGGCUGUUAGUUUUCCUGUUACUUAUGAAGAUACCAAAGAGUAGCUGGUAGUGCUAUACAAUGCUGCUAGAGAUUACGUUUGUCGUUCUAAAAUAACAACUUAUAUGUGCAAGCGAGUACUUGGCUACAUAUAAAAGUAAAGGUUGUAGCAUCACUUAAACAUAUCAUAUCUGUAGAUAAGGUUUGUCAUGUUUCCACAGAUUUUGGGGUAUCUGAACGUCCACCAUGGUACCCUCGCCAUUAGGUUCACGCCGAGUUAGCAAUCUGCCUUGCCUUCCGUUUGUCAGGUGAUGUAUUUUAUGCAUAGUUGUGCAACGCAUGCAACGACAUCGUGUUUAAGUGCGCACGCUGCCUACCAUACCGUACUUCGGAGUCACAUCGUGGCGCUCAGCAAGUCAGACGUUACCAGUUGGUAAGAAAACCGUUAUGUAACACAGGGCGCUCCAGCGUUAUGGGACAUCGAAGUGCUGUUAGUGUUAAGUUGCGACAGAAGUGUUUCAACAAACGCGUGUACCGUUUUUACUUUCGCUUCUUGUGGUUCAGCGCAAUUGUGUUACAAGUUGUGACAAACAGUGUAGUGUGUAUAUAGGCCAAUAUGGCACAUUCGGGACAUUAAUUAAUUAAUUAAUGGUUUAUUUUUCUCAUGGUAAUCCAGUGUUUUUUUUUUUGUGCUGAUACAAUUGAUUUAUGGAUGCAUCUCUCCACUUCAUCUAAUCGCUCAGAUUCCUUGUUUCACGCUGUGCGAGUAGCCUUCCUGUCGCUUUCCCUUUCCUUUCUUUCACCCUUCAUUCUGGCUUUGCCUGUCUGUUUUUUUUUCGUGGUUUCGGUGUUGGCUGUUCAUGGUUAUUUUCCUGCGAACUGCAAGUAUUGCAGUAGCCAGUCUUGAACGGUGUCCGGGACUAACUUCUCCUUGUUUCUCUUUUAUCUGUCUUCUAUCUGGCCCACUUUACGGUCCUCUUUGUCUGUCUUUUAAUACGUGAUCUGUCUUGCCUCCGCCCUCACUAUAUCAGAGCUCACGAAAACAAGGAUCGAAUCACUCGUGCCAUACACACAUGGUCCAACACGUGUUUGCUGCUCUCACGUUGCCACAGCGUGUUGAUGGGGUACACUGAAUCAGAGCAGCUCCAGACAUUUGCUCACAAAUAUAUGUAAAUAGCAUUUCAGUUAUCGUGGCUUGCAACUUCUUUUCACCCCUUUUUUGUUAUUUUGAAUUGUAAACUAAUAAGCUUCUUGCAUCGUGUAUGGAAAGUGUGACACGUGCCAAAUUGUGUGUUUUGUGCCAAGCGUUAUUCACAUGGCCAACACCGCGCAGCGCGACCUUCGGAAGCCAGAGCUAUGUACAUACAUUGGAGAUACUAUUUUUACGCAUUGCUUAUAGUAACGUAACUAAACUGCAAAGUAUUUCGAUGCGUUACUAAAUAACCCACGAGUAUAGCUACGUUGAUAUUUUAUUUUCGUAUCAUUGCUUUCUCCUUAACCAGUUCUAGUCCUUCGCUGCAAUGCUAUCCGCGUGGCAAUACACUAUUAUUAGCAGGAGCACGAACAAGUGCGCCACAGGUGUUGUCUAGUGCUGACGAAGCUUAGUCAUUUCUUCGGUGCCCCACACAUUAUGUAGUCAUUUUCACGAUGUUCAGAGUUAGUAUAUUUGAUUUGUUCGUGUUUGACUUCAAACACACGGAGAUUCACCGCAGUGCCUUAUCUGUGAAAAAGGAGUCAUUUGUGCUUUGUAAUAAAGAUGCUAUG